Messenger RNA from Fusarium coffeatum, 1164 nucleotides. RefSeq lists its product as uncharacterized. The record is from RefSeq and is a predicted model, not a curated record. NCBI's taxonomy places the organism in Eukaryota, Fungi, Ascomycota, Sordariomycetes, Hypocreales, Nectriaceae. The transcript has a single exon. Bases 1 to 1164 code for a protein of 387 amino acids.
AUGUUCAAUGCGAGGACACUUCGUUAUGAAGAGGAUGUCUACAAUGCCUUCGCGGGGUACUGUACCCAUCUGAAUAGCAUCUUUCCUUCAGGUUUUGUAUAUGGCCACCCUCAGACAUUCUUCGAUAUAUCACUCUGCUGGAUAGCUUCUCGAGCGAUUCGACGGAGAAAGGUUUCUGAGCGAUACACUGGACACCCAGCUCAUCAAGGACUGCCCAGUUGGUCGUGGAUGGGAUGGAAAGGGUCGACCCAUUUCCCCCUUGAUGCAGAAAGCGAAGGAGGGGGAUUCCCCACUGUUGGAUUUACGGAAUCUAUUACCGAGUGGUAUGCGAUGGAAUACCCCGAUUCCUAUAAAAAGCAACGAAUCAACUCCACAUGGAGCCAGUGUCGAAAGGCACCAGUUGGGUCUAUGGCUGAAUCCUGGCGAUGCGAGGAGUUCGAACCGCCGGCUUUGACGAGAAGAACUACGCGCUACAAACAAUCAGACCCUAUCAAAAUGCCCAAAGAAUUGCCGAGUCAUCGAUAUAUUUCCUUGUUGGAUGAAGGCCCUUGUCCUGAAACACGAUGGUAUCCUAUACCCGUGAUGCCAUUCGGCACGGAGGAUGAGACGUCGUCAGGUCUACACCGUGGAUAUCAAUACUUAUGGUGCCGAACAGCUCGUGCAAUCCUCACCGUAACGGAUCAGAAAUUGUACCCAACAGACGGGUUGCACACAAUUGAUCAUCAGGUACCGUACCACUUACUUAAAAAUAAGGAUGGCGGCACUGUCGGGGCACUAUUGCCUCACAAUGAGCAUGACAGCGAAUCACUCCGGCAAGAUACUCCAGUUGAACUUAUAGCCAUCGCUAAAGGCUGGAGUACCAUUUUAAAAGAAGAAAGUGUUGAGAAAGAAGAAAGCACGACGCAUCCUGCUGAGACACCACUGACACUGGAAGAGGAGGAAGCUAUAAGAGAAGAAAAGAAGGAGUACUGGUCAGAGUUUUACAAAGAGGUCCCGUGGAUGGACAGGUUCGAAGAAGGCAAGGAGAAGAAGCAGGAUGGUUACCAUGUUCUUUGGAUAGAGUGGGAGAAUGGAGUAGCUUAUAGGAAAGGUUAUGGGUUUGUCUUGGAAAAGGAAUGGAAUAGUGUGGCAGAGACUAGCAGAGUCGAUAUAACUCUGGGAUGA